CCUCCCGGGUGUAGUGGCUGUUGUCGGGCAGCCGGCGGCUCAGUGCGGGCAGCGCUUGGGGAUCGUUCCUUCCUCUUCCCUUUAUUUCCCCUCAGGAUUCGAUUCUUCCCUUCCUCGCCCCCGUCCCGACACUCUCCCCCCCUUCCCUCUGCAGCGGAUGGGAUUGUAGCAGCGGGUGACUUCGGCGGCGGCCGCCCCCAUGUUUUCCCCCAGCCAGGAGGAGCACUGCGCGCCUAACAAGGAACCCGUCAAGUACGGGGAGCUGGUGGUGCUGGGGUAUAAUGGAUCCCUCCCUAAUGGUGACAGAGGGCGCAGGAAAAGCAGAUUUGCCCUUUACAAACGCCCUAAGGCAAAUGGAGUGAAGCCCAGCACUGUUCAUGUGAUUUCUACUCCCCAAGCAUCAAAGGCAAUCAGCUGUAAAGGUCAGCACAGUAUCUCUUACACAUUAUCCAGAAACCAGACUGUUGUAGUGGAAUAUACUCAUGAUAAAGACACAGACAUGUUUCAGGUUGGGAGGUCCACAGAAAGCCCCAUAGACUUUGUAGUAACAGAUACUAUUUCUGGAAGUCAAAAUAAUGAUGAGACCCAGAUCACCCAAAGCACCAUAUCCCGUUUUGCCUGCAGGAUUGUGUGUGACAGGAGCCCACCUUACACAGCAAGGAUUUUUGCAGCUGGCUUUGACUCUUCUAAAAAUAUAUUUCUUGGUGAAAAAGCAGCAAAAUGGAAAAAUCCUGAUGGCCACAUGGAUGGAUUGACAACUAAUGGGGUUCUGGUCAUGCAUCCAAAAGGAGGAUUCACUGAGGAGUCCAAACCUGGAGUCUGGAGGGAGAUCUCUGUCUGUGGUGAUGUGUACACACUCCGGGAAACCAGAUCUGCUCAACAAAGGGGAAAACUGGUAGAAAAUGAGACCAACAUCCUCCAGGAUGGUUCCCUCAUCGACCUGUGUGGAGCCACCCUUCUCUGGAGGACAGCAGACGGGCUUUUCCACACCCCGACUCAGAAGCACAUCGAAGCCCUGCGGCAGGAGAUCAACGCCGCCAGACCCCAGUGCCCCGUGGGCUUGAACACUUUGGCUUUUCCCAGCAUCAACCGUAAGGACGUGGUGGAAGAGAAGCAGCCCUGGGCCUACCUCAGCUGUGGCCACGUCCAUGGCUAUCACAACUGGGGACACCGUAGUGACACGGAGGCCAACGAGAGGGAAUGUCCCAUGUGCAGAACCGUUGGGCCCUACGUGCCCCUCUGGCUGGGUUGCGAAGCGGGUUUUUACGUGGACGCUGGCCCCCCCACUCAUGCUUUCACCCCCUGUGGACACGUCUGCUCUGAAAAGUCUGCAAAAUACUGGUCCCAGAUCCCACUGCCUCACGGGACUCACGCCUUCCACGCUGCCUGCCCCUUCUGUGCAACACAGCUGAGUGGGGAGCACAACUGCAUCAAGCUCAUUUUUCAGGGGCCGGUUGACUGAUGGAAGGCUUUGCCACAAUAAAGUUUUUCUUGAACUUACUGUGAAGA
Messenger RNA from Calypte anna (Anna's hummingbird), 1509 nucleotides. RefSeq names its product pellino E3 ubiquitin protein ligase family member 2 (gene PELI2). The record is from RefSeq and is a predicted model, not a curated record. Gene Ontology annotation, biological process: protein polyubiquitination; regulation of Toll signaling pathway. The transcript is spliced from 6 exons. Lineage: Eukaryota; Metazoa; Chordata; Aves; Apodiformes; Trochilidae. Bases 200 to 1462 code for a protein of 420 amino acids. Gene Ontology annotation, molecular function: ubiquitin protein ligase activity; protein binding.